This is a messenger RNA of Macrosiphum euphorbiae (potato aphid), 483 nucleotides long. The record is from the annotation of a GenBank genome assembly. NCBI's taxonomy places the organism in Eukaryota, Metazoa, Arthropoda, Insecta, Hemiptera, Aphididae.
AUGAAGUCCUCAAGAUUUUUGAACGAGUCUCAGGCGGCUCUGGUGAAACAAUCAUGGCCGAUGAUUGUUUCGAAUGGUUUUUGGACUUCGUUUUAUACCAAUCUGUUCAAGAGAAGUCCAUCGUAUCAAUUACAAUUCGAUCGUUUCGCUCAUGUUCCGUUUGAAGAGCUCGAGUCGAACGUUCACUUUUUGGCACACUCUUUCAGGACUGGAUUUGCAUUUAACGCAGCUAUUGGACUCUUGGAAACACCCGACGAGUUGCACAAAAUCUUAGUGGAUUUGGGAGAAAAACAUCGCAAAUUUCGUCUCACGGCCGAACAUUUCGAGGUCGUCAAAGACGUACUGACGUCUAUGAUCGAGGACCGAUUGCCGGCUAUAGACGGACCUGACAGAGUCGAGCUUCUGGCGGAGGCGUGGAAGCCGUGCAUAACCUUGGUGAUCGGAGUGAUCAUGGAUUCGGCGACCGCGACCACGGUUAAUUAA